CGAUUUACAUAUCUCGACGUCGCGAAACACCUCUCGAUUGCUCACGCAAAUCGGCGCAAAGUUUUAAAGUCUGCAGAUUGAAGCGGUUUCUGCAAAUUUGAGCUGCCAUGCAUUGCCGGGUAGAAAAGAUCUUAUUUUUCGUAUUUAAUUUGAUGUUGAUAUCCAUUGUACUAUCAAAAAUGGCGAACUCGGAUAUCGCAGAAAUAUUACAUCGGCCAAUCAGAAGCCUGUCAUUUCCUAAGAACAGUAAUAUGGGCAUCUUUGUCGCUCUCGCGGUGCCGCUCGAAAAUCCACUGAACUCUAUCUCCCUGUCGUACUUUUUCGAGGCUAACUACGUUUUACCGCCGAACAUAACGUACUUUGAGCCCUGGACGGAGCUAAAAAGGAGAAAGCGGACUAUCGACAGAGCCACGAUCUAUCGAGUUCUGGAAAGUAAAUUCGAGAGCUCCGGGAAUCCCGGAAGAGAGUGCCUCCUAAGAGCGAUCUGCGAAACCUCGGAAUAUCCGCUGCGGCACAACGGGAUCAUCGGCGACAUAAUGCACGUGCUUUUCACAGAUCAAAUUACGGCAUUGGCUUUUUUGAUAUGGUGUUUCAUGAAGUCAACACGUGUAUCGGGAGUGAAAAAUAUUACACAUGGUAUAUCGAGACAUGUACGAUCCAUCGGAUUUCCCAAGGGUAGCAAUACGGGGAUAUUUUUCGCCUUGGGAAUUCCCAUAGAUAUUCCCGACCAGUCUAUAUCGAUGGCAUUUUAUUUCGAAGCGAAUUAUGGAUUGCCGUACGAAUGGAAUUCAAGUUAUUUUUACGAGGAAGGUUACUACGCAAAACGCAGUCUUAAUCGCCAAUUAGUGUAUAGGGUGCUUAUAAAUAAAAUGGAAAGCCUGGGUUAUUCUGGAUUAGAUUGUUUGCUGAAAAUGAUUUGUGAAGCUGCGAGAUAUUCUUUAAGCGAAAAUGGAGUACUCGGUGAUAUCCUGCAAAUCAUACUCGCACCCUCCACAUCAAGAAGCGAAAAUCUUCCGAACGAGAUUAUAGAAGCCGAAUACGAGCAGGAUUGCGACCAACGUUACAAAAAAUGCUCUUUGAAUCCUUUAGAUCUAAUAAGCCAUUACGUCAGCAUCAACUGAUGAAUGUAACUUUUUUCAUAAUUAACAUUUAAUUGUUUAUUGAAUCAUACAAAUAUUUGCAAAUAUUAAUAACGCAUUAAUAACUUAUUGUUAAUUCAGAGUUUAUCGAAAAAGAAUCCCAUAAAGUGCCUGUCGCAAGCUUUAUCAGCUGAUAAAGAUGAUAAUAUUUGCGCAAAUGAUGAUAUCAACAAAAAUCUAACAAAUAUAACGAUAAAUACAUUUUGCAACAAGCAAUCAGUAAUCAACAGUACAAAUAGCAGAAAUUGGGAAUAUUUCAAUUUGUUCCUCGUAUGUAACUGCUUUUUGUUGAUUUUCUUUCACCUACUUAUUAUACACAUAUUUAAAACAUCUUUAAAUGCAAAGUUUAUCAUGAGAUUGUUCUUCACAAUGUAAUAAAAUUCAAAUCUAUCGUCGGAAAUAUACAUUAUAAAUAAAAUCUUUUUCUUUUAUUUUCUUUUCAUCUUUAAUCUACUAUCUCGAAAGAGCACGUGAAAAUUACAAAUGUCACAUUAUAUUUGUGCAAGUUACAAGAAUAUUUUGAAUGUUUUCCACAAAAAUGCUACCGUACUAAUCAACGAAUCUGUUUUUCUAUCAUUAUAAACACAUUUAGAUUAAAGAAAACAAAAUUUCGUAGACUACUAUGUACUUUUUUCGCGAAGCUCUUGUAAAGUUAAAUUACAAAUACGAAAAAAAUGUGAUCGAUGCAUUUGAAAAUAUUCUUCAAUAUCGAUUGCAUUUUAAGCAUACCCCCGAAAACUAUACACGCUUUAAUUAGUUAAAUUUUUUUUUUAUUUGAUGAAAUUAUUUAUUUGAUGCAAAUCACUUAAUCUAUUAAAGCUUUUUUGCUAAGAUAUUUCUCUCUUUCUCAAUAGAAAAAUUGUAUGGUUAAUCAUUUAAAAACUAGAGCUAAAUGGAAAUGCCAAUAGCAUUUCAACAGUCUGCGAGAA
Molecule: messenger RNA, 2068 nt
Organism: Cataglyphis hispanica
Lineage: Eukaryota; Metazoa; Arthropoda; Insecta; Hymenoptera; Formicidae
Exons: 8
Coding region: 108-1121 (337 amino acids)
Source: RefSeq, a predicted model, not a curated record